UUUUACAUAAAGGGGAGCCUUGUCACUUAUCACAUAUAUUCAUUCAUCUGCUGUUCAUUCUCCCAAAAAAGACAGAGCAUUUUUUCUCAGAAAUAUGGCUCAAACAACACCAAAUCACACACAAAGUGUUUCUGGUUGGGCAGCUCAUGAUUCUUCUGGCAAGAUCACACCUUUUACCUUCAAGAGAAGAGAAAAUGGUGAGAAUGAUGUGAGCAUUAGGAUCUUGUAUUGUGGCAUGUGUCAUACGGAUCUUCAUCAUGUGAAGAACGAUUGGGGCAUUACUAUGUACCCUGUCGUGCCUGGGCAUGAGAUAACUGGGAUUAUAACAAAAGUGGGAAGCAAUGUGACAAAAUUCAAGAAUGGAGAUAGAGUAGGGGUAGGUUGUUUGGCAGCAACAUGUUUGAAGUGUGAGUAUUGUAAGGACUCCCAAGAGAACUAUUGUGACCAAGUCCAAUUCACUUAUAAUGGCAUUUUUUGGGAUGGUACCAUCACUUAUGGUGGCUAUUCCAAUAUGCUAGUUGCUGAUCACAGGUAAUAUCAUUCUUGUGCUGUUUAUGAGUUUAAGUUAUAUAUAUUGAUACAAGAGCGAAAGAUCACGAGUUAACUAGCACAUAAUUAUAAAGAAAAUAAAGAAGAAAAAAUAAUUAUGAAAUCAAUGAGGUUCAAUUAGAUAUACAUCCUUGGAGCAAAAGUAGAAAGCGUUUUUAAAUAAGAAUGAAGGAGAAGAAUAAUAGAAAAAACUCCCAAUUUUAAAUAACUCUUUGGAGUUUUUCAAAUUCCAAAAAAUUUCAAAACUUAACAUUAAGUAAAAUUUGGAAUUUUUAUGGCCAAACACUAAUUUAAAAAAAAGUAAAAAAAAAAAAUCGAAAAAAAGAAAUAUUUUUUAUGGCCAAACUAUCCCUAAGUCUAUGAGAUUAUAUAAGUAGAUGUACGUCCCCCUACCCUUCAUAGGUGGAUUUAAAAUUUUAAAUUAGUGAGUACAGAGUAUUACUACACUCCACACUAGCAAAUUUAGUGCACAAAUACAUAUUAUUAAUUAACAUUUUUUUUCUCGAUAAUGAAGCCGACAUUGUAAAUCUACCUGUGUAGGCUGUUACCUACCUAUCUUAAUUAUGAAACUAGUAUUAGUACCCCGCGCAGAUGCGCGGGCACUAAUCAUGUCAAAUAUUUAAGUCAUUUUGAUUGUAUGUAA
Messenger RNA from Nicotiana tabacum (common tobacco), 1192 nucleotides. The record is from RefSeq and is a predicted model, not a curated record. NCBI's taxonomy places the organism in Eukaryota, Viridiplantae, Streptophyta, Magnoliopsida, Solanales, Solanaceae.